Molecule: messenger RNA, 1245 nt
Organism: Thermothelomyces thermophilus ATCC 42464
Lineage: Eukaryota; Fungi; Ascomycota; Sordariomycetes; Sordariales; Chaetomiaceae
Exons: 2
Coding region: 228-989 (253 amino acids)
Source: RefSeq, a predicted model, not a curated record
CGAACUCCAUAGUAGUUAUACGAAUCGGAUCGUUGAUUUCCGCAUCCAUCCAUCCAUCCACACAUCUCUUUCAGGCCACCCACAAUUCCAGUUGUGUCCAAAAGGGCGGAUUGCCGCGUGUUGACAUCUGGUUGCCACCAAAGCGCCCGAGCGUUAGUCUAAUCAGAUCUAGUUCUCUGCCUACCUACGCCUACCCGAAUAUAUCUCGAUUCUCCACGCUCAGCAAGAUGCAUCUGAUUCUAACUGGCGCUACCGGUCUGGUGGGCACCGCUGCUCUCGACGCCAUGAUCAAAUGUAAAGACGUCACCAAGAUCUCGGUUGUGAGCAGACGGCCAGUCAAGUUCACUGAUGACCGCAUCAAUGUCAUUAUCCACAAAGACUUCGCGUCCUACGACAAAGACCUCCUUGACAAGCUACAAGGAGCCCAAGCUUGUGUCUGGGCACUGGGCAUCAGCCAGACCCAGGUCAGCAAGGAGGAUUACAUCACAAUAACCAAGACUUACCCUCUCGCUGCGGCAAAAGCCUUCCAGUCUCUCGCGUCAGGAGUAGAAAACAGUCAACCGUUCCACUUUGUCUACGUCUCCGGCAACGGCGCAACCUUUACCCCGGGCCGCUUGACUCCGUUCUUUGGGCGUAUCAAGGGCGAAACCGAACUGGCGCUGGCUGAGAUGCAAAAAUCGAAUCCUUCUACUCUCAGGGCAACCACCGUCCGCCCCGGAUUCGUCGACUGGACUGGCCACGCCGAAAUCAAGCCUUUCCUGCCGGAGCUUGGGACGUUCAGGAGCAUGGUCGGAAGCAUCAUGUCACCGAUCAUGAAGCACGCGGCGAAGAGCAAGUGGAGCCCCACUGAGCCCCUGGGGAAGUUCCUGACGGGCAUGGCCAUGGGCAUGUGGGACAAUGCUCUGGACGGCCAGGGGGUUGAGAGAUUGCCUGGUGGGUUUACCAUCGUGGAUAACACGGGGUUGAGAAGGUUGAUGGGCUUGGAUUGAUGAUCCCGUGGGGGAAGUCGAUGAGACGUGUGAAGAAGUGAUUUCAGCUUCAAUUGCCCGAACAGGUUUGUAAGCAUGUAUCUCCUAAUUGUAAAACACAUGAUCAUAAUCAAAUCACCACUCGCAGCAUGUAUAAGGUACCUUAGCCAGGUAACAUUGUCAUCAAGGGAAGGUGCCCGCCCCUGUAUGCACAAUUCUUCCUCGUAGGGAUCAAAUUUAGAGUACUGCCAAAUUCUGGAGCGGGGUUACUUGCUCC